Messenger RNA from Oryzias melastigma (Indian medaka), 1442 nucleotides. It is a transcript of the gene gsx1, whose product is annotated as GS homeobox 1. Gene Ontology annotation, biological process: regulation of DNA-templated transcription. Gene Ontology annotation, cellular component: nucleus. Lineage: Eukaryota; Metazoa; Chordata; Actinopteri; Beloniformes; Adrianichthyidae. The transcript has 2 exons. The record is from RefSeq and is a predicted model, not a curated record. Gene Ontology annotation, molecular function: DNA-binding transcription factor activity, RNA polymerase II-specific; sequence-specific double-stranded DNA binding. The coding region runs from base 287 to 1018 and encodes 243 amino acids.
GUGGGGCUGACAAGAAUAGACUACAUUAUGCAGUUCAUUUAGUUAACAAGUGAAAUAAUGGGGAAGCGUGCAGUGGGAAUGCCGAGAGAAAAGCACAAAACCCUAUUGAGAGCUCUUGGCCGCUUACAGCGUAACCGUCACAUGGCCGAACCGAGUCCACGCCGGCUAUUUAAGGCGCUGCUGUGCGCCUUCAGCACCACUUCGCUGUCCACCGUCCCAACAGGAGCACGCUGACGCAACGAGCAACGAGCAACUCCCCAGCGCGCCGAGCAACAAGUUUGCAAACAUGCCGAGAUCUUUUCUCGUGGAUUCGUUGAUUUUAAGGGAGGCCAACGAAAAGGGGAGUGAGAAUAACCCACCUUUAUUUCCGUACGCCGUGCACUCGCCGCACCAUGCGCACGGGCUGCCGGGCUCUUGCCACUCCAGAAAAGCAGGGAUGCUGUGUUUCUGUCCGCUGUGCAUGGCGGCGUCCCAGCUCCAUCCGUCUCCACCGACCCUGCCGCUCCUCAAGGCUUCCUUUCCGCCCUUCAGCUCGCAGUACUGCCACUCAGCUCUGUCCAGGCAGCACGCUUCAUCCAACACCGUCAGCCUCAGCCAAGGAGCGGGGAUUUACCAAGCUGCGUACUCGGUUCCAGACCCGCGGCAGUUCCACUGCAUUUCCCUCGAAAACACAAACGGCAAACUUCAGAGCAGCAAGCGCAUGCGCACCGCCUUCACCAGCACGCAACUUUUGGAGCUGGAGCGAGAGUUCACCUCCAACAUGUACCUGUCCAGACUGAGGCGCAUCGAGAUCGCCACAUACCUGAACUUGUCCGAGAAGCAGGUGAAAAUCUGGUUCCAGAACCGCAGGGUGAAGCACAAAAAGGAAGGCAAAAGCAACGGCCAAAGGACUGGAUCACAUAACUGCAAAUGCUCGUCCCUGUCAGCCGCCAGAUGCUCGGAGGAGGAGGACGAUGACAUUCCCAUAUCUCCAUCGUCGUCAGAAAAGGAGGAUGUGGACCUGUCCGUUUCUCCCUGAGCUCCAAAAACGAGCAAACAGAAAUCUUGUACAUAGACAGAUAAUAUUUAAUCAGACCCAACAGGUCCAACAGAUUGUAUAAAUUGUAUAUUUGUUGUGUUUUGUAGUUUUUUUUAAACAGUCCAUGUUGAUGCUACUCCAGUGAACGUGAAAGACAUGUUUGAGAUGACAGCCCUCUAAAGAAACAAUAGUAUUAUUGUUUAUUAGUAUUUCUGGGGGGUAAACAGCAUGUUGUAUUUGAAAAAAAAAAAAAAAAAACAGUUUAGAUCCACUUUCCACAGUGGAGCCCCGGAAGUUUUUGGGUAGAAAUCUGUCAACAAGCUGACACCACUCUGAAAUUAUAUCUCCUUUGUCAUUGGAAAAUAUUUAUUUAUUUAAAAAUGUGAAUACUUAAAUAAAAAAAAUAUUUCUGGGUUGCACCCUA